Molecule: messenger RNA, 3806 nt
Organism: Oncorhynchus nerka (sockeye salmon)
Lineage: Eukaryota; Metazoa; Chordata; Actinopteri; Salmoniformes; Salmonidae
Product: syntaxin-binding protein 5-like
Exons: 12
Coding region: 6-2015 (669 amino acids)
Biological process (GO): regulation of protein secretion; regulation of exocytosis
Cellular component (GO): SNARE complex; cytoplasm; plasma membrane
Molecular function (GO): syntaxin binding; GTPase activator activity; myosin II binding
Source: RefSeq, a predicted model, not a curated record
UGCAGAUGCUGUACAAGCUGAAGACGUCUAAGGUGUUUGAGAACCCCAAUGCGGGUGAAGGCCGGGCGGUCGAGCAGGUAGAGGAGGACCCUUACGCCAUUCAGAUGGUCCGCUGGUGCCCGCAGAGCCGUCUCUUCUGUGUGGUGGGCAUCUCUGCCUAUGUCAUCCUCUACCGCUUCAGCAAAAACGACGCCAACGCAGAGAUAGUGUCACUGGAAGUGCGUCUGCAGUUUGAUUCAGAGGACGUCAUCUCCCUGUCAGAGACAGACCCGUGUUUCUCAGACCCCAGUUCCCACUCCCCCCAGAUGCCCGGUAGCCCCAGCAACGGCUCACAAGACAGCCUCCACUACCGCAAAGUAAAGAGUCGUCCAGUGCGCAUGCCCCCGGGGUACCAGGCUGAGUUGGUGAUGCAGCUACAGUGGGUGGAUAGAGAGCCCCCCCAGCAUAUCACCAGCCUGGAUAUCAACUCUGCCUAUGGCCUUCUAGCGUUUGGGAGCUGCAAUGGUCUAGUGGUGGUGGACUACAUUCAGAAGACCAUCCUGAUGUGUGUGAGCACGUUGGACCUGUACGGAGCCGCUGACCCCUACCAACGUCUCACACGCUCCCCACGCAAAAACAGACAGUCCACCUCAGGCCUAACGGAACUGUCCGACAACCAGGUGUCCAUGGACAUGGAGAGAAGCAAGUCACCCACCUCAGAUCAUGUCAAUGGACAUUGCACUAGCCCCACCUCCCAGCCAUGCUCCUUGGGGAAGUCUCGCAUUCCUGGGGCUCCUGAGGUCCCGCGGCUCCCCCGGAGAGGCCCCGGCCGACCACCCUUCCGCAAGGCCCAGUCUGCCGCUUGCAUGGAGAUCUCUUUGCCAGUUUCCUCCCUCACGGAAGAGAAUUCGUUCAGCUUCUCGCGGAGCUCCAGUGUGUCCAGUAUCGGCCGCGACACCAAGGAAGCGGUGACCACGCUGCAGUUCGGAGAGUCCUACGGUCGUAAAGGUGACUCCCUGCCCACCGCCUGCCUGUGGGUGGGCACCAGCCUGGGCGUGGUCCUCCUACUGCCCAUAUCCAUCCCCACAGAGAAGGAGAGGCUGGAGGAGCCUGUCACCAUGGGGCCCAGCGGUACCGUCCUGAUGCUGAAGGGCCCAGUGCUAAGCUUUUCCUUCCUGGACUGUGGGGGCACCCUUAUCCAGAGUCCCUACGAGGUUUGGCGGGAACCCAACGUCCCCGAGGACCCCGACGAGCCCCGCAGGCGCAAGCUGGUCAACUUAUCCCCGCUGUCUUCCCAGGAGGCAUGUGGGGACGGUCACCUGGCCGUGGUGUGUUCUGAGAAACAGGCCAAGGUCAUCCUCAUGCCUACCCAGGCCGUCCUGUUCACACACAACGUCACAGAGCCUUCCUUCCUCCUGCGGGCCGACGUCGUCUCCGUCUGCAACAGCGUCUGCCUGGCCUGCUUCUGCGCCAACGGACACGUCAUGACCCUCAGUUUGCCCAGUCUGAGACUCCUGAUGGAUACUAACUACUUUCCCCUGACGGACAUGCGUAUCGCCCGUACCUUCGUCUUCACCAACGGCGGUCAGGCUCUGUACCUGAGCUCUCCUACAGAGAUACAACGCAUCGCAUACAGCCAAGAGAUGACGGACAACCUGCAGGACAUGCUGGGGGAGCUGUUCACUCCUAUUGAAACACCAGAGGCCCAGAACCAAGGAUUCCUCAAGGGAUUCUUCGGGGGCAACGCCCAGACCUUCGACAGAGAAGAGCUGUUUGGGGAGGCAGCAGCGGGAAAGGCCUCUCGGAGCCUGGCCCAGCACAUCCCUGGUCCAAUGGGAUUGGAGAACGUGAGGGCUGCAGCUGGCGGGGUGGUGGGGGACCUGGCCCGAGCCCACAUCGCCUUGGAGCAGAGAGGAGAGAGACUGGGAGAGCUGGAGGAACGCACCACCCUCAUGAUGAAAAGUGCAGAGACGUUCUCAACACACGCCCACCAGGUAAUGCUGAAACACAAGGACAAGAAAUGGUAUCAACUUUAAAGUAGGACAGCGGGCCACGACUGCUGGUGCUUUGCUGGGACAUGGACCAUCACUCUACAGAUGAGAGAGAGACAGAGAGAGAGAGAGAAAUGACUUUGUAUUUAUGGGCCUCUCUGUAGGACGUCUGUACAUCAUUGUCACAAGACUUGGACAGAGGGCGGUCACUGAGAUGGACACAGACCAGGAAGUAAGUUGGUAAGACAGGGGAACCCAGGAAGUGGAUGAUGACAUCAGUGUGUGUGUGGGUGGGUUACCCAGAUCUUGCUGUGUAGAUACUCUUAACGUUAUGAAACCAGCAAGACUGAAUUAAACAAAAUGGAUGACUACUGAUAACAUACAACUGCCAUAUCAAAAGGCAGCAUGCUACAAUAAGAAAUAAUAAAUAUAAAAUGUAUUGAAUAAUAUAAUAUAAACAAAAGAAAGUUUGAUUUCAAAAAUAAUAAUACUUUUUGAAAUAUUAAAAAUAUAUAUAUAUAAAAAUGAAAAUGUAUACCUGCAUUGCUAUAAAGCCAAACGUUUUUUGUGUUGCCUUCUUUAUAUAUAUAUAUAUAUAUUAUUCUUUAUCUCUUUAGGUUUUCUGAACACAUAUCGUUGCUGUAUCAACACUUUAUUUUCCCAAUAUUGUACUCGUGAUGAUAUUUGUGUGCCGUCAGAUCUCUGGGGUCUAAACAGUGAAAGAGACAAAACACGAGUCUUUCAAAACGUAUCACUACACACAUUGAGAGACGUAUCACUACACACAUUGAGAGACGUAUCACUACACACAAUGAGAGACGUAUCACUACACACAUUGAGAGACGUAUCACUACACACAUUGAGAGACGUAUCACUACACACAUUGAGAGACGUAUCACUACACACAUUGAGAGACGUAUCACUACACACAUUGAGAGACGUAUCACUACACACAUUGAGAGACGUAUCACUACACUGAGGGGCCCGUGGUGACAGUGGUUUGUGUUGGCUGAGGGGCCCGUGGUGAUAGUGGUGUGUGUUGGCUGAGGGGCCCGUGGUGAUAGUGGUCUAUAUUGGCUGAGGGACCCGUGGUGAUAGUGGUGUUUGUUGGCUGAGGGACCGUGGUGAAAGUGGUGUUUGUUGGCUGAGGGACCCGUGGUGAUAGUGGUGUGUGUUGGCUGAGGGGCCGUGGUGACAGUGGUCUAUAUUGGCUGAGGGGCCGUGGUGAUAGUGGUCUAUAUUGGCUGAGGGACCGUGGUGAUAGUGGUCUAUAUUGGCUGAGGGGCCCGUGGUGAUAGUGGUCUAUAUUGGCUGAGGGGCCCGUGGUGAUAGUGGUCUAUAUUGGCUGAGGGGCCCGUGGUGAUAGUGGUCUAUAUUGGCUGAGGGGCCCGUGGUGAUAGUGGUCUAUAUUGGCUGAGGGACCGUGGUGAUAGUGGUCUAUAUUGGCUGAGGGGCCCGUGGUGAUAGUGGUCUAUAUUGGCUGAGGGGCCCGUGGUGAUAGUGGUCUAUAUUGGCUGAGGGGCCCGUGGUGAUAGUGGUCUAUAUUGGCUGAGGGACCCGUGGUGAUAGUGGUGUGUGUUGGCUGAGGGGUCGUGGUGACAGUGGUCUAUAUUGGCUGAGGGGACCGUGGUGAUAGUGGUCUAUAUUGGCUGAGGGGCCCGUGGUGAUAGUGGUCUAUAUUGGCUGAGGGGCCCGUGGUGAUAGUGGUCUAUAUUGGCUGAGGGGCCCGUGGUGAUAGUGGUCUAUAUUGGCUGAGGGGACCGUGGUGAUAGUGGUCUAUAUUGGCUGAGGGACCGUUGUGAUAGUGGUCUAUAUUGGCUGAGGGGCCCGUGGUGA